AUGAUACGAUUCUACAAAUUUUUCUGCGAUGUCACUUAGUUUUUACCUACAAACCAACAAAAUUGGAAUGCUACUUCAACGGAAACCAUUGCUAGAGUUAGAAAAGCGAUUUAGGCAGUAGAGAACCAUAGAGUACUAGAGCACUUCACCCUGAGAAUAGCUAGAUCUGGAUAAUUUUUAUUUUUCUGA
Tetrahymena thermophila SB210 is the source of this 189-nucleotide messenger RNA. RefSeq lists its product as hypothetical. The transcript has a single exon. NCBI's taxonomy places the organism in Eukaryota, Ciliophora, Oligohymenophorea, Hymenostomatida, Tetrahymenidae. The record is from RefSeq and is a predicted model, not a curated record.